UGAUCUAAUUUUAUAUCGAUAGGGGCGAUGAUCCUUCAUCUGUUAAUAAAUGAGGGUCAUAACUUCCUAUCAAUCUCUUUAUUCCGGUCAAAAAUAAAUCAAAAUAAGAAGAUCAGAUCCGAUCCCUAUUCCCUCUCUAAGCACUCUACCAUCUAAAUUAGCCCAUGAUAGAUGAUUAUUAUAUUAUUGCUUUUGCUUUUUCAGAAGGAGCACCAAGAAAUCCGUCAUGGUAUCUCCGCCUUUGCCCUCGCCCUCCACUGGUGGCCUUCUCCUCUUCGAUCCCGACCUCCCAAUCCUCUUCCUCCCUGUCGCAGAGGACGGCCGACGCAGUGGUGGAUGAAAAGAAUUACUUUCAAUGGCGAAACCCCAUCGAUCGCUCCGGAAAGCAUUGUCAUUCGUGUUCCUGGCUGGCCACCUGGAGUCCAGUCUCCGAUUCUCCCUCGAAGAUGCCUCUCUUCCUCCAAAGGGAAAAGGCUUUUGGUUGGGCAUUUGCUCGAGAUGAUCAUAUAAGGUCAGAACAUUUUGAUUGUUUACUGGUUUGCGCCUGUUCAAGCACCUUAUUGGCAGUGUGGACGUUCUGAUUGCUCGCUGUUCCAAAGAGCAAAGAACGAAAACCCGAAGAGCACACGUUUAAAUCAGAGUGAGCAAUGUAUUUUAAGAUUCCACUCAGGGGUGUUUGAUUGGAUGGUAUGGGAGUGGAGAAAUGGGAAAGGAAUGGAAAAUUGAUAUUUGAUUUGGAGAAUUGGUGGUGGAUCCUCCGGCUUCAAUUACCCAAAUAUAGGAAUGAGUCAUUACUUAGCAAAUUUGAAAAUAAUGAAACCUUUCUAUUCAAAUUCAUCACUUCUAUCAUUUCUAUUCCCAGAACCAAGCACCCCUUACUCAUAACACACCAGACCCUGUAAUUUCA
Zingiber officinale is the source of this 907-nucleotide messenger RNA. RefSeq lists its product as uncharacterized. The transcript has 2 exons. The record is from RefSeq and is a predicted model, not a curated record. Bases 165 to 581 code for a protein of 138 amino acids. NCBI's taxonomy places the organism in Eukaryota, Viridiplantae, Streptophyta, Magnoliopsida, Zingiberales, Zingiberaceae.